UGAGGGCGUGGCCUUGCGCUGCCGGGGCGGGGACUACUUCGGGCCACGCCCCCACUCUGCUUGAGGCCAAGGGCACCGCACCUACACUUCCGCUGCGCACUGCGUUCUGCAACAGCCGAGCAAAGGCGAUCCAGGGUCAGGAUGGCCGUCCUCUCUAAGGAAUACGGUUUCGUGAUUCUAACUGGUGCCGCCAGCUUCAUAAUGGUAACUCAUCUGGCCAUCAACGUUAGCAAGGCCCGCAAGAAGUACAAAGUGGAGUAUCCUACCAUGUACAGCACCGACCCUGAAAACGGACACCUCUUCAACUGCAUUCAGCGAGCCCACCAGAACACGUUGGAAGUGUACCCUCCCUUCUUAUUUUUUCUAGCUGUCGGAGGUGUUUACCACCCACGUGUAGUUUCUGGCUUGGGCUUGGCCUGGAUUGUUGGACGAGUUCUUUAUGCUUAUGGCUAUUACACAGGAGAACCCAAAAAGCGGAAACGGGGAGCCCUGAGUUUCAUCGCCCUCAUUGGCCUGAUGGGCACCACUGUGUGCUCUGCCUUCCAGCAUCUUGGUUGGGUUAGAACUGGCUUGAGCGGUGGGUGCAAGAGCUGCCAUUAAAGAAUUAUAGGGUGUUUUGAAAGUCUCGUUCAUUUUGAGUGACUGACUUUUAUUUCAGUUAUUUUCUUUUCCUAAAUAAAAACUUACCUGGCGUCAGCCUCAUACCUAA
Molecule: messenger RNA, 709 nt
Organism: Hippopotamus amphibius kiboko
Lineage: Eukaryota; Metazoa; Chordata; Mammalia; Artiodactyla; Hippopotamidae
Gene: MGST3
Product: microsomal glutathione S-transferase 3
Exons: 6
Coding region: 142-600 (152 amino acids)
Cellular component (GO): membrane; endoplasmic reticulum; nuclear envelope
Molecular function (GO): glutathione transferase activity; glutathione peroxidase activity
Source: RefSeq, a predicted model, not a curated record